Messenger RNA from Ochotona curzoniae (black-lipped pika), 1655 nucleotides. RefSeq names its product cyclin dependent kinase 5 regulatory subunit 2 (gene CDK5R2). Gene Ontology annotation, cellular component: cytoplasm; protein kinase 5 complex. The transcript has a single exon. Gene Ontology annotation, biological process: activation of protein kinase activity; positive regulation of cyclin-dependent protein serine/threonine kinase activity; brain development. NCBI's taxonomy places the organism in Eukaryota, Metazoa, Chordata, Mammalia, Lagomorpha, Ochotonidae. Bases 150 to 1265 code for a protein of 371 amino acids. The record is from RefSeq and is a predicted model, not a curated record. Gene Ontology annotation, molecular function: cyclin-dependent protein serine/threonine kinase activator activity; protein kinase binding.
GCGGCCGAGCAUCCUCGCUCCGCCGCCGCUCCGCGCGCCCCCGGGGCCGGGGCGAGGCCCCCCAUCGCCGGGUCCCCCCGGGGCUGCAGCAGCAGCGGCGCGGCCCGCGGUUCCCGCCGGGGAGCCGGGCGCCGGCCCAGCUCUGCACGAUGGGCACGGUGCUAUCGCUGUCCCCUGCCUCCUCGGCCAAAGGCCGGAGGCCCGGCGGGCUGCCGGAGGAGAAGAAGAAGGCGCCGCCCGCGGGGGACGAGGCGCUGGGGGGCUACGGGGCUCCGCCGCUGGGCAAGGGCGGCAAAGGCGAGAGCCGGCUCAAGCGGCCGUCCGUGCUCAUCUCGGCCCUCACCUGGAAGCGCCUGGUGGCCGCGUCCGCUAAGAAGAAGAAAGGCAGCAAGAAGGUGACGCCCAAGCCGGCGUCCACGGGCCCCGAUCCCCUGGUCCAACAGCGCAACCGCGAGAACCUUCUUCGCAAGGGCCGGGACCCCCCCGACGGCGGUGGGGGCGCCGCCAAGCCCCUGGCCGUGCCGGUGCCCACCGUGCCCGCUGCUGCCGCCACCUGCGAGCCGCCGUCGGGGGGCAGCGCGGCCGCCCCGCCGCCAGGCUCGGGCGGAGGGAAGCCGCCGCCGCCGCCACCUCCGCCCCCAGCCCCGCAGGCGGCCGGGCCGCCGGGGCCUGGAGGAUCGCCGCGGCGGGUCAUCGUGCAGGCGUCCACAGGCGAGCUGCUGCGCUGCCUGGGCGACUUCGUGUGCCGACGCUGCUACCGCCUCAAGGAGCUGAGCCCCGGCGAGCUGGUGGGCUGGUUCCGAGGCGUGGACCGCUCGCUGCUGCUCCAGGGCUGGCAAGACCAGGCCUUCAUUACGCCUGCCAACCUGGUGUUCGUGUACCUGCUGUGCCGAGAGUCGCUGCGCGGGGACGAGCUGGCGUCGGCCGCCGAGCUGCAGGCCGCCUUCCUCACCUGCCUCUACCUCGCCUACUCCUAUAUGGGCAACGAGAUCUCCUACCCGCUCAAGCCCUUCCUGGUGGAGCCGGAUAAAGAGCGCUUCUGGCAGCGCUGCCUGCGCCUCAUCCAGCGGCUCAGCCCCCAGAUGCUGCGGCUCAACGCCGACCCGCACUUCUUCACGCAGGUCUUCCAAGACCUCAAGAACGAGGGCGAGGUCGCCGCGGGCGCCGGGGGUCCCCCCGGCGGAGGCGCGCCCGCCGCUCCCUCGGCCGCCAGGGACAGCUGCGCGGUCGGAUCCAAGCACUGGACUAUGAACCUGGACCGUUAGGGGAUGCCCCAGGGACCGCGCCUGUCCCCCGCCCCGCCCCGCCCCAGCCCCCAGCCCACACACACACUCGGAGCCCCUGGACCCUCCAGCCACCGCCGCUGUCACUGCCGCUCCGCGCGGGGGCUAGGCGCCAGAGGAACCGCCCCUGCUCCGCAGCGCAGGUGGAGGCCAGGACGCUAGGGGCCGUGGCAUCUGGAUUUUGCUGGGCGUGGGGUGGGGGUGGGCACGGGAAGGGCACCCCCACCUCAUCCUGUCCUUGUCUGUGCCUCCAUCUCUCCAUUUUUGCUUGUCGCCACCCGCCCUGCUCUGCGCGUCUCUGCGUUCAUCUCCCCUUCGCUGCCCAUUUUCUUGCCACUCCUCUGUCUCUGUUAUUCCUCCUGCCUGCUUUCC